Molecule: messenger RNA, 3471 nt
Organism: Cladocopium goreaui
Lineage: Eukaryota; Dinophyceae; Suessiales; Symbiodiniaceae
Source: the annotation of a GenBank genome assembly
AUGGGUUGCGGUUUGUCGCGGCCUUGGAGGCGCCGGCCUCGGGAGGCGUCGGUUCAAAGCAUCCGACCGCUGCCCGAAUCGAGUGACGGGGAGGAAGAGGAGACGCCGCUGCUCCUGGCCGUGAGAGAAGAGCUGUGCGACAAGGCGGCCGAUGAACCGGAAAUCCACGGCAGAUCUGCCAUUUUCCCAGCUGGUUCCGGGGCUUUCUCCGUCAAAGUCUGUGGUUUGCUCGGCCUGGCACUGGCUAUUGCGGCCGCGGUGGUGUUGCGAGAACCGUUGGGCAAAGAGUUCCACGUCUUGCAUGCGAAAAUGCUGGAUUUGGGCAACCUGCGCAGGUUCGCCCCAGGGCCUUGCUUCACCGACCAGAUCCGGAAGAUCAUGGAGUGGGCCAUCCUGACGUGCGGUGAGCAUCGCACACAGCUGUUACUCUCUGGAAUGUUGCUGUUGGCUCUGUUUCUGUUGAAAAAGUGCAGCGAAAGUGUUGCAGAGUUUGUUGUCCGAAAAUUUGCAGGUGAGGAGCACGUCGAAAGAUUUUUUGCAGAAGCUGAAGUGGCUCAAAUGGUUUUGCUGUGGCUGGCCGACAUGCUGUCAGAUGUGUACGUGACCUACAAGUACUGCAAGCAGAAGAUGUAUGUUUUUGCUCUUCUGAUGAUCUUGAUUUGGCUUGGCAGCGGAUGCGUAGCUUUUGGCCACAGAUAUGUGAGCUGGGAACGGUGCAGAGGUGGAACCAACGCUGGCUAUUGGUUCUCAGGCUUGAACCAGCAUGGUGAACCAAAGCCUGGUUUCAAGAGCUUCGCGCUGUACCUUGCGCAGGUCCAGCCUGUGAUCAUGGCCUGGGACGGCUGGCUUCAUGGCAUGACUCGACACCUGCGUGAGGAAAAGAUGUUGGCUGCGCUGGCUGAGGGUGCGCCGUCGAGUUUGUUGCAGCUUUAUGCCAUGAUGCUGGAGCCGCCCCAAGAAAAUUUGUUCGACCUGCUCAUUUUGUGCGGCUCAAUCGCUAUGUCCAUCCUGACCGUAGCGGUGGGAAUCAACAAUGCCUAUGAACUCUGUGUUCCUGAAAGCCGCAAACUGGAGAACAACAAUUUGCCACCCGGUGCCUUGCUAUGCUUCAGAUGGUGCGACAGUUUUUCGCGCAUUGGUGCUUGGGCAUUGCUGGGAAUGUGUCUUCGGCCGAUUGGUGCCAAACUUCAUGGGGUUCAGCAGCCGUAUUUGCCUCUGAUACUGGCAGCGAAACUGCUGUUGAUCACAGCAGUCUUCAAAUCCCGAAGUUUCGGGUUGAACCUGGCAUGGUCUCAGCUCUUCAAGAAAGAAUAUCUUGUCAGUGUCAUGGCCUGCUUCCUUGGCACCUACUGGUGCUGCAAUACGGCAGAUUUAGCAGCCCAACAUAGGCUUUUCAGAUCUUUGAUUGCGCUCCAUAUCAUGCAAACUCUGGGAAUAUUGUGGUUGUGCGCUUGGUCUUUUUCCAUUGCAGCUGGAAGUGACUGCCUUGCGGUUAAGCAGCCUGCCGUGGUGAUCAUCGCCUUGUUGGUUCUAUUCACCUUUGCUGUUACAUUCCUCACGGCACUGGCGCACGACGUCGCCUUGUCGUUGUUUGCUUUGCCCUUCUUCCCCGUCAUCGCAGGCGACCGGGGUGGACGCUUGGAGCUGGCAGCGCGGUUCGGUGUGGCAUCGCAGAUUCCACGCCUGCUGCGAUCAGCAACAAAAAAAAACAAGGCCGUGGCGGCGCUGUGCCAGGCUGCUGAGGCUGGGCAGAGCUCGGUGAUCCACGCGCUGGUCGACGCCGGGGUUUCGCUUACUGCGAAGUGGCGAGGCCAAUCUGCGCUGCACUGGGCCGCUGCGGGGGGCCACGUCAGCACCAUCCAGGCACUGCAAUCGUGUGGCAAAACCGAUUUGGAACGGGCGACGGACCACGGAGAGACUGCGGCAAUGCUUGCGGCCAGUGACGGCCAUUUGGAGGUCGUGCAAUUCCUUCACACUGCCGGAUGUGACUUGGACAAAGCCAACAACGAUGGUGACACUGCUGGAAUUCUUGCGGCCUACAACGGCCACUUGGAGGUGGUGAAAUUUCUUCACAGGGCCAGAUGUGACUUUGGCAAAGCCAACAACCAUGGUUGGACUGCUGGAAUUCUUGCGGCCCAAAACGGCCAUUUAGGGGUCGUGCAAUUUCUUCACAGGGCCGGAUGUGACUUGGACAAAGCCAACAACAAUGGUAACACUGCUGGAAUUCUUGCGGCCCGACACGGCCAUUUAGAGGUCGUGCAAUUUCUUCACAGAGUCGGAUGUGACUUUGACAAAGCCAACAGAUUUGGUAACUCUGCAGGAAUUGGGGCGGCCCGAAGCGGCCAUCUGGAGGUCGUGAGAUAUCUGCGCAGCGCUGGAUAUGACUUCGGGGUACACUCUUUGCAUGCAGCCGCAGACGGCAAUCACUUGAUGGUCGUGGAAUUUCUCCUUGCUUUUGUACACGUCAACGCUGCAGGCAUCGGCCGCACUCGUGCCUUGGACAUUGCAAGGGCAAAGGACCCUAAUGGCCCCGUGACCGAAGCGUUGCUGCUGGCAGGUGCCAGUCCCGGCCCUGAGCCGCAGCUGGUUGGGCUCACUGCUUUGAAACCAUCUGACACACCGCCGCACGGCUACGAUUGGUUCACCUGCGGUGCCCCAAACUUGGCCCAGAGCCGAGGCAAGUUUUAUCACGAAAUCCAGAUCUUGAGCGAGUUCGACUGCCCCCAGCUGGGUUGGCUCAGUACAGAUUUCGAGGGUGGCGAAGUCGAUGACGAUGAAGGCGUCGGAGAUGAUUCCAAUGGCUGGGCGUUUGAUGGGCAACGGCUUUGCUGCUGGCACGGUGGGAGAAGGGAACCGCUGCAGAUCGCACCGUGGAAUGUCAACGACGUCCUCGGCUUUGCCAUCGACCUGGACGAGGGGCAGAUGCAGCUGCGCACUGAGCAGCAAGAACUGACCAUGCCGUUCAAGGAUACCGCGUCAAAGCUGGUGCUUGAGGUCUUCCUGACGCGCUUCACAAUGGGUUUGGCAAGCCCGGUCGUGGGCCUUCUGGAGAUCUCGUGGCGCGAAGAGCUGUUGCCGAUCCAGUUCGUACAGGCUCUUGCUGAGAUAGCGCUGAAAAGAACUGGAAGAAGGAUUGGAAGCGUGGAGUCCAAGUGCAGUUCAUCGGCAGGUUUCAAGGAACCAAUAGGAAUCAAAUCGAAGAUCUUUAUUUUGCCGAUUGCGCAACCCAAUUCCGGGGCCAGGGAGGCGCAGCGACGGAAGCGCGGAGUCCAAGCACGGUUCGUCAAGAUCUUCAUGGGAGUCUGGUGGAGGGUGUACAACACAUGUGUGGGUCCAGAAAUGUCCAGAAGGUUGGAGUUUGAUUCGUUGAUUUUGCGCCAAGGUGCCCCGGCGAAGAUUCCACAGCAGCCAAUUGCAGAACCUGACUUCGCGACAGAAAUAGGCUCAGCUCCCUUUGAACCUGGGGGAUAA